Messenger RNA from Ipomoea triloba (trilobed morning glory), 1782 nucleotides. RefSeq names its product cytochrome P450 93A2-like. The coding region runs from base 122 to 1642 and encodes 506 amino acids. Gene Ontology annotation, molecular function: heme binding; oxidoreductase activity, acting on paired donors, with incorporation or reduction of molecular oxygen; iron ion binding. The record is from RefSeq and is a predicted model, not a curated record. Lineage: Eukaryota; Viridiplantae; Streptophyta; Magnoliopsida; Solanales; Convolvulaceae. The transcript is spliced from 3 exons.
GCCUGCACCUACUAAAACCACAUCAGAGAGGUCCUUUGAAAUCAAACAGACAGAAAAAUCAAACAAUUUUAUGGUUAAAUAGGCCCAAGCAUAGGCUGCAGAACCAAGAUCAAAGACAGACAUGACAGAAUUUCAAGAAUUUAUCUUUCCUCUCCUUUCUUGCCUAAUUCUCACCAUCUUACUCGGAGUUCUAUUCAGAAAAAGAACCAAUUCUCGUCUUCCUCCAAGCCCGCUAGCCUUCCCAAUCAUCGGCCAUCUCCAUCUCCUGGCCCCGAUACCUCACCAAGCACUUUACAACCUCUCUAACAGGUACGGACCCUUGAUGCAAAUAUGGCUUGGCUCUGUGCCUUGUGUGGUGGCUUCGUCGCCUGAAAUGGCCAAAGAGUUCCUAAAGACUCACGAGUAUUCCUUCUCCGAUCGCCCCACAUCAGCUGCUGUGGAUUACUUAACAUAUGGCUCACAGGACUUCUCGUUUGCUCCCUACGGGCCCUACUGGAAGUUCAUGAAAAAGCUCUGCAUGUCUGAGCUUCUAGGCGGCCGAACACUAGACCUUCUGCUUCCUGUCAGGCGCGACGAGAUAAGGCGCUUUAUGGCACUGCUCUCACACAAGGCUAAAGCUGGAGAACAAGUUGAUGUCGGAGCUGAGCUCCUAAGGGUAACGAACAAUGUAAUAUCAAGAAUGCUUAUGAGUGUAAGGUGCUGUGAGGAUGAAGAUGAAGCUGGGAGUGUAAGAAUGCUGGUCAAAGAAACUGCAGAACUGACAGGGAAGUUUAACCUCUCAGAUUUCAUUUGGUUUUGUAAAAAUCUGGACUUGCAGGGGCUCAGGAAGAGACUUAAGGACGUGCACGAGAGAUUCGAUGGAAUGAUGGAAAAGAUCAUACAUGAUCAUAUAGAGGCUAAAAGGAGAAGGCAACAAAACAAUUCUGGAGAUGAAGCAGUCAGGGAUCUGCUUGACAUCUUACUGGAUAUAGCAGAAGAUGAAAGCUCAGAGAUGCAAUUAACCAGAGAAAACAUCAAGGCUUUUGCUCUGGACAUCUUUGCAGCAGGAACUGAUACAUCAGCCAUUACAGUAGAGUGGGCACUUGCAGAGCUAAUAAACCAUCCAGAAACCAUGGAGAAAGCAUCACAAGAACUAGAUUCUAUGAUUGGAAACAACAGACUAGUAGAAGAAUCAGACAUUUCAAAUCUCCCAUAUCUCCAGGCCAUUGUGAAAGAAACACUCAGGCUUCACCCCACGGGGCCAAUGAUAGUGAGGGAAUCAACCGAGGACUGUGUCGUCGGAGGCUACAAUAUACCUGCAAAGACGAGGCUCUUCGUCAACGUCUGGGGCAUCAAUAGAGACCCGAGGCACUGGGAAAAUCCACUCGAGUUUCAACCGGAGAGGUUUCUGAGUGGAGAAUUUGAUGUUAGAGGGCAGCAUUAUGAGUUCCUGCCAUUUGGAAGUGGGAGGAGAGGCUGCCCUGGAACAUCAUUAGCUAUGCAAGUAGUUCAAACCAGCUUGGCUGCCAUGAUUCAGUGCUUUAAAUGGAAAGUUAAUGAAGGUAGUGUGGACAUGGAAGAGGGGCCUGGCUUAACUCUCCCUAGAGCUCACCCUUUAGUCUGUCUCCCAGUGACUAGGAUCAACCCACUUCCAUCAAUGUAAAAGAUUCUGGUUCAACACAAACAAGACAGAUAAAAAACAAAAACUAGAGAGUUUUCAGUUCAUAGUUUCAGAUUUCAUUGUUUUAGUAUUGUUGAAGUUUCAAUGUUUGAAACAAAGAAUAGUUGCACCACUUCAUAAAA